CUCUAAAGUAGGGGGUAGUAAAGGUUUGUUCCCCUGCAGGGCAGUUGUGGACGGGGGUGUUGUUGUGGUUUGUGUGCAGCUCAGAUCGUGUGUUUUCUCAGUGCUAAAGGAAAUUGCAUCAGUAUGCAUUAUCCAGCUGGGAGGAGGGCCGAAGCCGAGCUCGCUGUCUGUCUCUCUCUCAAACUUCCCAUUAGAGCGGAGAGACACCGGCAGACGUAGUCAUGGGUGCAGCGGACCUGACGCGCUCCGUGUCGCUCAGUGCAUGGACUUACACUGGAUUAAUGAACUAAAUCUAUUUAUUUAUUUAGCAUAUUUAUGGUUUUUCUUCUAUCCUGAGUGCGGACACUGAGCACUAUGCACUCCAGAGUGAAGUCGCGGAGCUGUGAUAAUUACCUGAGUAUAAAGGACUCAGAGUCAUUGGACCACUGCAUUCAGAGUACGCUCUCUGCACUGUACCCUCCGUUCAGCGCGAGCGCGGCGACCGUGCUGUGGCAGCUCUUCAGCGUGGUGGAGAGACAGUACCGUGGCGACGGCCUGCGCUGUUUCAUUGACUUUCUGCUGCCCACCAAGAGAAUCCUGCAGAUAAUAAAGCAGGAGGCCUGUCUGCGAUUCAAAGGCCUGUUGCUGUACCACGAGGGAUGGCCGCUCUGUUUACAUGAGAAGGUGGUUCUGCAACUCGCGCCGCUGCAUAAAGUACGUCUGCGGCAGGGAGAUUUCUACCUGCAGGUGGUUCCUUUAGGCCGCAAGGCUGCCAAACUGGUUAUAAAAUGCCUGUCAGGGAGCGGGCAAGCCAUUGCAGAGAUCCCUGUGGCCGAGAGCAUGUACGGCAGCAUUUUUACACCGGACUUCCUGCAGAAUGUAACGCUUGAGCGCAACUUGCAGCCUCUCCAGAACUGCCUCCUCAGCACCGGCGCCGUGGUUUAUCGCACACCCUGGAAGAACGUGGUGAAUCCUUUGUUUGUGACCAGCACCGCCGACGCAAUCAUGCAGGCGAGGAGCGGUGGUGCGACCCUGCGUGGUCAGCUCAGCACAUGCAGCACACACGGAUCCACGGGAACGCUCAGUUCACGAGACUCUCUGGGCGGCGAGUCCACCGUGUCGGAGCCCGUUCUCAGUCGCAGCCUCACGGAUAUGGGCAUCGGCUCCAUGCGCUCAGAGGAUUCGCCCUUGCAAAAGAGUCCCAGCCCAGAUCAGGGAUUCAUCCGAGGUAGAAUCGGCCACAAAAUGCUGUCGUUCAGCACGGACCUUAGUAAUCCCGGCCUUCGCAAACGUCACCCUAGAGACUCGACAACCUUCGAGUCACGCCGGCUUUUCCGCAAGUCCUACAUGGAGGCACUGCAGAACCCCAUGAACAUCGGUUCCAGCUCUGAAUCCAUUCUGGAGGAGGGAACGGAGUCGACUUCUGGCUCCGUUCCGAAGGAGCCGAUCCCACGGAGGAUCUGUGCCCGUGGAUGGCUGGGAGGAGAUGAACCUCGCAACGGUUCUCCCGCCAUAAAUCCAUCCAAGAAUGCUGAGCUCAGUCCAGAGGAGAGACGCUCCAAAUCUCUUGAACGUACCAAUAAGGCCUUGCAGGUUAAAGGCCACCGGGCACGCUCAUCCUCCGGCGGCUCUGGCAGUGGCCUUCCCAAGAAACUUAUGAAUGGUUAUACAUUCCGUUUCGGAAAACUGGACUUGGAGGCAGCCUUUCCUGGCAUUGAGAAACGGAGCAACAAAGAGAACUCAGGUCUCUCUGAUGAUGGUCUGCGCUCAGGUCCCAGAAGGAACAGUAACAGCGGAGAUGAGUGUGUUUCUCCCAAACCCUCCGGCAGACCAGUGGUCUCUCCUGCCCCGUCCACGACGCCCCCUGCUGUCUGUUCCACACCGCUGCCAUCACUCAUGACCCAGGUCAACCAGGAGCUCUUGACCUCUGGUGCGAUAACGCUUCCUGGUAACCAAGACCGCAGUGGGAGAGCAGUGCUGCAGGUGUGCACCAGGAGCCAGGUGUGGACAGACGCAUGUCACACCACAAACGAGAUCACCGGGCUGCUCUGCUACUACUGCAACAGACUGCGGAGGGAGAAACGAGAUCUGGGUUUGACGGUUCUCGUUGACGCUCGCAGACAGCAGGCCACUUCCACACUGUUCUCGGCUCUGUCUCAGUUUCAGACUUCUAUACCCAAUGCACUUUAUUCAGUUUUGUUUCUCGUGGACAAAGAUGCAGCAGUAAAAGUGGAGAGAGACAUCACAGUUCCAUGUGAAGUCCUGACGUCUCUGAAAGCUCUACAGAAGCACAUUGACUCGUCUCAGCUCACCAGAGACUUUGAUGGCACCUUCUCAUAUGACCACAGCCACUACAUUCACUUCAGACAGAAAAUUGAACCGUUUGCUACGAGCUGCAGCGCUGCGAUCUCUUCCCUUCAGAGCUCCAUUGAGACACUAAACAAUAUCGGCAAUCUAGAGACGUCUGAGGAGGUGUCAGAGGUCAUCAGCCAGCAGAAGAAUCUUAUGAAGAGCAUUCUGGAUGACACAAAACUAAACCGCCUGCGGCUGGAGGGCGGCACGUUUCUGGCACGGAUCAGGAAAGAGGAGAUGUGUGAAAACGAGAACUAUAGAGACGCUGUGGAUAUGGUCAGUGUGCUGUAUAACCAGGUGGAUGAGGAGGUCCACAAACUCGUCAUUCUGUCUAAUAAAUCACUGCAGCAGCUGGAGACGCUACUGGAGCUGCGCACGCUACAGGAGCGACACGAGGAGGUGAAGAGGUGGUUUUAUGUGGAGAGUGAGAAACAUUUGGCUCCUUUGGACUCGUAUAGUCUCUCUCUGAGCUCCAUUCAGGACAUGAGACAGAGUCUGGCCCAGUUCAUGGACGAGUCCACAGAACAGCAGAAGAAAGCUGCAACGUUGUUGAGGGAGUCUAAAGCCGGUUCAGCUCUUCAAGAGGUCAAACAGCACAUUAGCACCGUCCUGCAGCGGAGCGAGGCGCGCAAGAACGAACUGGAGGUCCUGCACAACCUCUAUGAGUUCUACGAAUCGGCAAACCAGUGGAUGGUCCAUUGCCAGGAGUACUUCUGUCAGCUGAGGCUGGACGAUAAUGCGGUCAGUUACACGCCUUCUGUCCUGCACGUUUUGCAGGAUUACCACAGCGAGGCCACAAAGUUCUCCCUGGACAACUUCAGCGCGCUCAAUCAGAUGGUGCUGAACCUCAACAGCCCACGGGAGCUGCAGCAGUGGAACAGCGUUUGGCAGAAGUGCCAGCAAACCAAACAGCAGCUGGAGGAAGCACUGGCCAAGGCUGCCGCGACCUCCAAAGAAUCUGCGCUUAUGACAUCAAAACUUUUGGAAACCCAAAACGGAGUAGGUUCCUCUGAGCUUCCCACUCUGAGCUCCUCUUCCACGUUGUGUUUUGAUUAUGAAGAUGAGAAGCCGCAUUCAGCAGGUCCGUUCUCCAGAAGCCAGUUCCAAUUUCCACCGGAGAGCGGCAAGCUCUCGACAUCCACAUUUGACGACACCGACAGCGACUGUACCGUCGACUCAUUCGCCUCGUGUCACUCCGAGCCGCUGCAUUCACCAGCGUCGCGUCAGCGUAAGCAGCCGCUCAAAAAGAUCAUGAAGAAAACCAUGAGCUACGAGCUGAUGGCGCGUGACAAAGCUCACUCGGAUGCUGGUCAUCAUGGGUACACGGGCAUCUACAUUAAAGGACUGGAGGUCACCAACAACGUGUGCAUAGAGAAGAAGCUCCAGCGGCCAGACAUGAAGAGUCCAGCACUGGGCCGCAGUCGCAGCAUGUCGUCCCCGCCCAGGGCGCACUGCAGACACAGCGACGGGGACGUGAAGACACACAGCAGCAAAAUUCAGCACAUCAUGGACGAGAUGAUCUCCACAGAGAGAGAGUACGUCAGAUCUCUCAGCUACAUCAUCGAGCACUACUUCCCUGAGAUGGAGCGACUGGACCUUCCUCAGGACCUGAGAGGGAAGCGCAGCAUUAUUUUUGGGAAUUUGGAGAAGCUGUGUGACUUCCACAGCCAGUACUUCCUGAAGGAUCUGGAGAGCUGCGCCCACUCGCCCCUGUCCAUCAGCAGCUGCUUCCUGCAACACGAGGAGCAGUUCGGUAUGUACGCCCUGUACAGCAAGAACAAGCCCCGCUCAGAUGCCUUGCUAAUAAGCCACGGAAACAGUUUCUUCAAGAAUAAACAGGUGGAGUUGGGCGAUAAGAUGGACUUGGCGUCCUACCUGCUGAAGCCCAUCCAGAGGAUGAGUAAAUACGCUCUUCUCCUGAAGGAUCUGAUUAAGGAGUGCGGUCACUCUCAGGAGCAGGAGCUCACUGACCUCAGAACAGCUGAAGAGAUGGUCAAGUUCCAGCUGCGUCACGGGAAUGACCUCCUAGCCAUGGACGCCAUCCGUGGAUGUGAUGUCAACCUGAAGGAGCAGGGCCAGCUUCGGUGUCAGGAUGAGUUCAUUGUGUGGUGCGGACGCAAAAAAUACCUUCGUCACGUUUUCCUGUUCGAGGACCUCAUCCUCUUCAGCAAGACCAAAAAGAUUGAAGGAGGAUAUGACAUCUAUAUCUACAAACAGUCCUACAAGACAGCCGAGAUCGGAAUGACGGAGAACGUCGGCGAUAGUGGGCUGCGCUUUGAGAUCUGGUUUCGCCGAAGGAAAUCCCAGGAUACGUUCAUCCUACAGGCCAGUUCUGGAGAGGUGAAGGCCGCGUGGACCAGCGUCAUCGGCAAGAUCCUGUGGCGGCAGGCCUUACGAAACCGAGAGUUGCGGAUGCAGGAGAUGGUUUCUAUGGGAAUUGGAAACAAGCCGUUCAUGGACAUCAAACCCAGCGACUCUGCGAUCAGCGAUCGAGCCGUCGACUACAUUAUGAAAGGGUCAGAGUCGAGGAUGCGAGCGUCCAUAGCGGUGUCCUCGUUCGACCACACCACGCCGUUUAAGAGACCUCACUCCACCAUUUCCAACAGCAGCUCAUCAUCCUCCAGCAGUCAGUCGUCGUCCUCUCUGCUGGGCUCUCUGAACCUGCAUCUGUACCCGUCUCACCCGCUGCCCGGCUGCCCGUCUCUGUCCCACUGGCCGUACGACUGCAUCGAAGAGGACGAGCUGGAGCACGAUUCUACCGUUCAGUCCUCCAUGAUCAGUGACAGUGCUGAGAGCUCGUCGCAGUGCACCUCCAGUGACAGUGUCAGCGGUCUGAGCAGCAUCACUGUCCAGCAUCACCCUGCAUUAGCGAUGGAGAGUUACACCAGUGACGGAGGCUCGUACCUAUCCUCUCCCACACCCUCACCGUCUCCACCCAAAGUCACGUCCUCCAUCCUCUACCACAAAGAGCAGGAGCUGCAGACUCAGAGCAGCAAGUUCAUCACAGCGCAGAGCAAGACCUCUCAUUGCCCGUUAGGCCUCUCGACUCUUGUCUGAAUCAAACGGUUUAGAUCACUGUGAAUCCACUGAGACGGAGUGACGGGGAAGACUGCUGUUGGACUGUGAACGUUGGACGCCGCGGAUCACGAGACGUGUUCGGACAGACGGCGCUCAUAUGCACUGAGACUUUUCAUAGUUUCUGAAAAUCGUCCAGAGCCUCGCUGAUGAGUAUGAAUAAAACACCUCACCAGCGCUGGUACGUUAUUGGACCGGGGCGACGAGAUGACGGAUGUAAAUUAUUAUAAGGCGUUUUAUUUUUAUGUUUUUCACUUUAAGAAACAUGAUUUCAUCAGCACAACAGAGACUUGUGACUUCACCACUCCACAUUUGACUGAUCUGUACAAAGUGUCUUUAAAUAGAUGAGAUUACUGGCAUGCACUACUAAUAAAAUCCACUGAGGAUUGCAUUUUUAUUAA
Molecule: messenger RNA, 5807 nt
Organism: Ctenopharyngodon idella (grass carp)
Lineage: Eukaryota; Metazoa; Chordata; Actinopteri; Cypriniformes; Xenocyprididae
Gene: plekhg4b
Exons: 24
Coding region: 355-5388 (1677 amino acids)
Molecular function (GO): guanyl-nucleotide exchange factor activity
Source: RefSeq, a predicted model, not a curated record